Charadrius vociferus (killdeer) is the source of this 1385-nucleotide messenger RNA. RefSeq names its product vitronectin (gene VTN). NCBI's taxonomy places the organism in Eukaryota, Metazoa, Chordata, Aves, Charadriiformes, Charadriidae. Gene Ontology annotation, biological process: cell adhesion mediated by integrin; immune response; cell-matrix adhesion. The coding region runs from base 1 to 1341 and encodes 446 amino acids. Gene Ontology annotation, molecular function: polysaccharide binding; extracellular matrix binding; scavenger receptor activity. The transcript has 8 exons. The record is from RefSeq and is a predicted model, not a curated record.
AUGCCCAACCAGACGCGGGGCAGAGCGGAGCGCUCGCCCAUCGGGGGAAGUUGCGGCAACUCCUGCGUGGGCCGCUGCGACGAUGGCUUCGACGCGCGGCACAAGUGCCAGUGUGACACCCUCUGCGUGUACUACCAGAGCUGCUGCAGUGAUUACUCCACCGUCUGCAAAGCCAAAGUGACCCGAGGAGAUGUGUUCGCCUUGCCGGAGGAUGACUACCUUGACUACAACCUCACCGUCGACUUCGGUCCGGCAGAGGGCACCGAGGCACCCCCCACAGAACUGCCUACGGCUCCGGCUCCGUUGCCGGUGGAGCCCACGCUGGAGACCAAGCCAGGCCCCGAGGAGACGCUGCCGGAGGUGCCCGUGGAGGAGGUGCCCAGCACCACGCCGGACGGGGUCGGGGAGCAUGAACCUGUGGACGAGCCCGAGGAGCUGUGCAGCAGGAAACCUUUUGAUGCCUUCACUGACCUGAAGAACGGUUCCCUUUAUGCUUUCCGAGGGAAGUACUUUUACGAGCUGGACGAGACGAACGUGCGGCCCGGCUACCCCAAACUCAUCAGCGACGUUUGGGGCAUCGAGGGCCCCAUCGAUGCAGCCUUCACACGCAUCAACUGCCAGGGCAAGACUUAUCUGUUCAAGGGCAGCCAGUACUGGCGCUUUGACGAUGGAGUCCUGGACUCCGGGUACCCACGCGACAUCUCCGAGGGCUUCGAAGGCAUCCCGAACAGCGUCGACGCGGCCUUCGCCCUCCCCGCGCACAGCUACCACGGCAAUGAGAGAGUCUAUUUUUUCAAGGACAAGUACUACUGGUCCUACGACUUCGCCCACCAGCCCACGCAGGCGGACUGCGAGAAGUCCUCCCCCUCGACCGUGUUCAACCACUACGCCUUCAUGAACCGCGACAGCUGGGAGGACGUCUUCCAGAUCCUCUUCGGCGGCAGGAUGCCCGGGGCGAGCAGCCCGCGGUACAUCAGCAAAGACUGGCGGGGGGUGCCCGGCCGGCUGGAUGCCGCCAUGGCCGGCAGGAUCUACGUGGCCUCCCAGCAGCCCCGGAGGAGGAAGUCUCGCCGUCAGCGCAAGAGGUACAAGAGCCACCGGUCACUGAAUUUGGGUUUCUGGAGCUGGCUGCAAAACGACUCAGAGUCCGCGGGCGUCGAAAGCGACUGGCUGUCGGGCUCCCAGUGUGAGACCCUCCAGAGCGUCUACUUCUUUGUAGGAGACAAAUACUACCGCGUCAACCUGCGCACCAAGCGCGUGGACCUGGUGCAGCCCCGCUACCCGCGCUCCAUCGCCCAGUACUGGCUGGACUGCCCGCAGCCCGGGGAGGAGAGCACCUGAGAGGGCUUCGCCGCAGCCGCCCGGCAGCACAGCCCCCAGCUAGA